CUCUCUCUACUGCACUGCACCUGCAGCAUUAGUAAUCUCUGUAAGUCUCUCUAGUUGCUGUCCAUUGCAAUCAAUACUACUUUCUGGUAAACCCAUUCCAUCUUCUUUGCCUCUUCUCUUUUCUGUUAUAUACUGCUCCUCCUCGUCAUCUAAUUCUCUGAUUUCUCUCUCAAUAAAAAAGAAAAAAUCAUGGAAGAAACUGAAAAAGCUAAAACCAACAAGAACAGCUACAGUAAUUCUAAAACUAGAUAUUGCAGAGGAAGGUCUACUAACCUCAAUCAUCAACAUCAUCAACAACAGCAGCAGCAACAUUCGUAUCAUAAUGGUUUCUUUUAUCAUAAUAACAAUCCAUAUCAAACAUACCCACCUCUUCUUCCUUUACCUACACCACCUCCAUUACUACAUCUUCAAUUUCCUCCUGCAACUCCUCUUCUUCCUCACAACUAUAAUAAUAACAAUAACUACAGGUCUAAACCCACCCAUGUUCAGAAAUCUUAUUCAUGGAAGCAGCAAAUGAAUCAUCUUUCUCCUCCUCCUCCUCUUGCAUCUUCCUCUGUUACCCAAUCACCUCCAUUGUUAACUGUUUCACAAGCUUCAGAAGCCUUCCAAAAGAAAUUGAGUUUGCACACUAGACAGAAUGAUGAUGUAAUGCCUAUCAGUAUGACUGUUACAUCAACAGUGGUAGCAAAAAGACCAGAUUCUGGUGGACAAGAUGGGGCAGUAAUACCCUUUGCUUGCAAAUCAUUUCCUAGCUGA
Molecule: messenger RNA, 756 nt
Organism: Papaver somniferum (opium poppy)
Lineage: Eukaryota; Viridiplantae; Streptophyta; Magnoliopsida; Ranunculales; Papaveraceae
Product: protein argonaute 7-like
Exons: 2
Coding region: 190-756 (188 amino acids)
Source: RefSeq, a predicted model, not a curated record